Messenger RNA from Mycosarcoma maydis (corn smut), 5475 nucleotides. RefSeq lists its product as uncharacterized. The record is from RefSeq and is a predicted model, not a curated record. NCBI's taxonomy places the organism in Eukaryota, Fungi, Basidiomycota, Ustilaginomycetes, Ustilaginales. The coding region runs from base 1 to 5475 and encodes 1824 amino acids. Gene Ontology annotation, cellular component: cytoplasm. Gene Ontology annotation, molecular function: protein binding. The transcript has a single exon.
AUGACGACGGUCACGCCUCUGUCGCUGCCGUUCGUCCUAAAGCAAAAUGAUCCUGCGUCAAAUUCCAAUCGCAGGCGUUGGAAACCUGAUCGUCCGAGCUAUCGAGCGCUCCUCAACCCAAAUCAUUCAAAAAGCUCUUCCGGAGAACGUCUGUCCUCCUCGGCAUCACGAGCACAGAAUUCGAUCAAAACAGCAACACCUGUAAUCGACUAUGGACAGCUCGAAGCUGACGCGCAGGAGUGGGGACUGCCUUUCUCCCCUUCAGCUUCAAAGCUUGCUGCACCGACUUCAGCUCUGUCGUGGGACGAGAACUCAGCACAGACCAGCUACUCUUACCUUCAAAGCGAAAGACUGACAUAUCCGACAUGGGCGGUAUCCUUGGACCAGUGGGAUCCGUCCAUCUCAUUUGCUCCGUACGCCUUUAACGGCUUGUUCCCGACCGAUCUGCAGCAGAAAACUGCAUCAACAGUUCAUCCUACUACCUACGACCCGAGUCUUGGCCGCAUCGUUUUAGUUGGCCGAGAUGACGGUACCGUUUCUGUAUAUCGCGCAUACGGCCGUGUCGAGGACUACGACUCACUAUCGAGCAAAGACCAGCAACUAUGUACCACAGAAGACUCGCUUCCCGCCUCUGCUUCUGCUUCUGCCAACCUCUCGCAGCAAUUAAGUCGAUCCGCCUCUCGUCGCUCAUCCGAUGUCUCAACCCCUUCUCGCUUACGUAGCCCCGAUGUCGAAGCAUCUUCCAUCAGAUUGACAUCCUCGGUCGCAACCAAACCCAUCUCAUCGUCCAGCCAUGAGCCAAGCUCCUUCCUUAACACAUUUCUGCACGUCGAUCGCUCAUCUCUUGCAACGCGCUCCAUCAUCUCUGCUGCCUCCAUCAGCUCCACCGUCGCAGCGAAUGUGCAGAUCGAUGAAGGCUUGCCCGUCAACAGCCUCCAAUCUAAUGUGACUGCAAUGGGUCAUACUGCAGGGCGGUCUUUUGGAGAACAGGCAGAGAAUCGGUUGGAACUACAAAUUGCAGCAGCUGAACGCAAUGAUCAUCAACAUGGCGUAGUGGGCGGUGUGAUUGAACGACUCGGCUUCUCGUCCCAUUCACAUUCGCAUUCACAUUCACAUUCACAUUCACAUUCACAUUCACAUUCACAUUCACAUUCACAUUCACAUUCACAUUCACAUUCACAUUCACAUUCACAUUCGCAGUCGCAGUCGCAGCCGGCCUCACCGCCUGCGCAGUCUUCAAAGGAGCACUCCCGUCGUCAGUCGUUUCAUCGCAAGCGAAGUAGCGAGUCACGGCAUUCCCCUAUUACAACCUCGAACGGUACCCGUUCUGUCGAAGCCCUUGCUGCCGUGGCAGAGGACUCAAAGACACAGGAAGCAGCCCGUCUCAACACUUUGAUACAGCCUUCAGUCAUGGAUGCGUGGCUUCAUGAUCCAAGCCGAGGUACUUUCAGCCAGCUCAUGUCUCUUUACACCCGCGAUCGAUCACCUGUUGUCGCUCUUCGACUCGUCCCCUUGCAACCAAGAAACGAGGACGGCCAAGAUAUGCCGACAUCUUCGACAACGGCUCGAUUAUCUUACAACAAGACGGCUGUGCUGGUGAUCCAAGAAGCUGGGUACAUCUCUUUGUGGUCCUUGCUUGACGGCGCAAUGAUCUGGCAAUCGGAUUUAACGACUGUCGAUGUUGCUGCUGUCAACUCAGAGACGCUCGAAACGACCUCGAAAGAUGCUACGGCAUCGUUGGGAAUGAUGCAUGCGCUGAGUAGGCAGCUUCCCGCAGCCAUCGGUACACCGCUAACGCGCAGUCCAGCAGGAUCCGCCAGAGCUUCACCAAGACCUCCGAUGACAAGCGUCGACGCGAGCAUGCGGCGGUCGAUGCUUCGAGCCGCACUGAGUGCGCCUGAUGCCUCGACCAAUUCCAGAUUGCGCGAGUCCCAUGCUGCCAAGCUGCACGGAUCGGUUCAGACUUUCGCAAUCAACAGCAAGCCCAUGGCUUUGCUUUGGGAUUCUCAUUCCUCUUCGGUGCUCCUCGUGGACUUGUCAGAUGGAAGACUCUUGCUUCAUGAGCCCAUCUACGAUGUGCUUGCAACUAGCAUACCGAAAGCCGCUUUUCCUAUCGACUCACAGAAUCAUUUCGAGCUGCUCUGGUUCAGCGAGUCCCAGCAUAAGCUCCAGAAGCAGCGCAUACGCAUUUUGACUCCCGGCGCAGAAGACAGGCAACCACAGGCUCAUACGACGAGUCAACAAGAACAGCCACAGGGUUUUGUCUUGGACAAACUUGCCGACGACGACUCUUCAACGGACGAUUCGUGGUGUCUCUCCGGCGAUGAUGCUCAAGCAGACAAGGUGCACGUCUCAGCAGAUCGCGUGAUAGUGCUAUCUCCGACUCGACUCUCUGUCCUAGAUACCGCAAACGGAUCGACUCAAUUGAUGCACGAGGCCACAACUGGCCAAUUUAGGAGCAUCUGCGGGUCCAGUCGUGACGGACAGUAUUUGCUUAUACAGACCACGUCGGGCCUGGUACGUUUGGACCUGGCGACAUCGCUCUCGGGACAUGUAGAGCAGGACCAUCUCGGUCUCGAUACAAACAAGGCAAGACUAAGUGUGCUCACGAGUUGUUGGUCAAGUCGACUCUGUCUCGCCUGGAAUUUGCCGGGAUCUGGAGAACUGCUCGAAAAGAUUUUCCUCCUUCAGGCGUUCGCGUCGGACAAAUCGGUGGCUGCCGAAGACCUGCAGGUAGCGAGUGAGCUUGCUACAGUCAAUCUGACCACAUCACAGAUGGAGAAUCUGCUCGCUUCUCCAGGCUCAGAGUCAUGGCUAAUCAAGGACGGCCACGAUGCGGAAAGUGUUGAACCUGAUUCUAUCACUGCGCUUCUGCCUCUCAGCCUUGAAAGGAUCGCAGUUGCGAGCUCGGGUAGCAUCCGAAUUGUAUCACUGACAUCCAUCGCAGCUGGGGCUUUGGGCGGAUUUGGAGUGGCAAGGCAUAGAGGACAGAGCCAAGCUUCAUGCGUCGGCAACAGCCUUGGUGCAGAUCACGAGAUAUGUCUUCUUCGCUCGGCUGUUGCUCCUCGAUCGGGCCAGCGCCUCAUCAUCGGUGGAACGCUACAAGGCGAAGUUGGAUUCUGGCAAGCAAACACAUCUGCGCCACAGGACGGGAUCCCGAUCUCUGUCCCACAGCUCGAAGCUGUUCUCUCGGUCUCGACGACGCCCAUCGAAGCGCUUGUCAUCUUUGGCGAUGAGGAUAACACCAUCCGCCUCCACGGAUGUGUCGCCUGCAUAUGUGCAGACAGCUCGGUUACGAUCGUACUGCUUGAAGGCUUUCGAUUGCUGUACACUGUUCCGGGCAGAGGCGCGCGUCUCACGUCGUUGGCAGUGCGUGUCGAUGAUCUGCUGUUGACAUAUGAUGACGAUAAGGCGCGCGUAUGGGAUCUGCGUUCGCAAGAACUGCGCCGUAGCAUUGCUACAGAUCAAGCGCAAGCUCUGGUCGAGGAUGGAAAAGGUUGGUGGACAGUCAAGAACAUCGAGCCAUACAGUCCACUGCAUUCGGGCACCACGGGCGUACUAUCGCAGCUUGCCUCGGCGCGUGAUGGUGUCGCGGCGUCUUUGCUAGUGGACUUUCGGCGUGCGAUCGAAGCAGCUGCGCGAGCUAUUCACGGAAGCGGCCAGCCUGUGGCGAAAGAGGACUUUCCGCAGACGGCUCCUCGAAGCGGGUCGACGAACAACCUAUCGCUCCACCCAUCGGCAACUCUGCGGUCGGAGCCGGAGGUGGAGCAGAACCAAGAUGAGACUUCGGUCGGAUUGGGCUCACCAGCUGCACGCAAAGCUGUCAACAUCAUCCGACCGUUGCUGCCGACCGUCUUUCCUACGGGCCUUGAUCCAGACAUGGACGCGAAGCUCGCAGCCUUGCUUGACCUGGAAGACUUUGGCCCUUCUGCAUUCAGUGUUGGCCUGCACUCUACACCUGAUGCUCUCAUGGUUGGCGAAUCGGUUGGCAAAAACGCAGCAAAAUUAGGGGUCUCUGUAAAACAGGCGUGGAAGCUGAGCAGUCGGCUCACAACAUUACGACUAGUGGUGGCAUGUGCGCUCCUGCGCGUGCUCAGCCACGUCAACGAGCUUCAGAGCUUGGCGGUGGAUCUUCAAGGCUUUGUCGAGAAUGAAGCUCGUCUCUCAACUCUGGUUGGAGUCGGCUACCGCGGUGUGAGGCUCGAAGAGCUGGUGCCGUAUUGGUUGGACAGCAAUAUGGAGCUGCAGAAUGCUAGUCGAAGCAUGUUCCAAGGCGCACUUGCUCGUCUUGAGCAAAGCGAGCUCGACGAGCUGUGUAGUCGAUGGCAAGGCUUGAUGAUGUCGGCAAAGACAUCCACACAAAACUCAAAGGCUCUCGUAGACGGGAAAGCUGCAUCCAAUACCAUGCAAGAUGCCGAGCUUCGGACGCGCGCUCUGGCUCUGAUGGGCAGCAUCGCAGUGGAGCGGUAUACGAGCCUUUCGCCACGCACGCUCAAGGAUAUUGCGGGCACCAUCCACACAGCUAUUGUCUCGGAUCGCGGUAACGAAAUGCGGACUCCACACGAGCUGCAAACACUUGCCGUAGCGAUCGAACUGUGUCGAAAUGGAUUCUCCAUGUGGCAGCAUUACUUUGAUGCAACGGAGGUGGUUCGAUCGUUGUUUGCGCUCAGUACGCUCACCUCCUCUUCGUCGAGCUCGAGCACGAGCGCAGACGGAGAUCUUCGGACGCUAGCAAGAGAAGCGACGCUCCAGAUAGCGGCCGAAAAUACGCCGCUGUUCAUGACGACGCUCUCGCUCGACAUUCUGCACGCACGCUCUGCGGCGCACUGCUCAGCAACGAUGCGGUUGGUGGCCUUGAUGGUGCGAAAGCGACCUGGUGUUCUGGUGGCGAAUCUUCCUCGCUUGGCAGAGGCAGUGGUGAAAUCGCUGGAUCCAACGCACACGACGAUGCGAGAAGCCGUAGUCCACGCUGCUACGGUCAUAAUCACUGAACUUGUUUCUACCUAUCCAAGCGUCAGCUUUUUCGGAGGAGGACAGAGGCUGGCGGUAGGUACGCACGAAGGGGCGGUGAUCGUGUACGAUCUGAAAACAGCUACACGGCUAUACGUGCUAGAAGGCCAUCGACGCCGUGCUGACGCGGUGAGUUUCAGUGUGGACGGAAAGAGACUAGUCACAAUGAGUCUGGAUGAAGGCCGAGUGCUGGUGUGGAAAACGGCAUCUGGGUUUAGUAGCUUCUUUUCGCCAGGCCAGAUGCCAAGACAAGGUGCGACCGAUACAAAGCUGACUGAUGGGGCAUACAAGGCGUUCUUGUUCAACGUAGGUGAUCAGCAGAGUAGGUCCGAGAUGGAGCGUCGCCGCAAUCAGCACCAGGAGCAAGAGUUUGUCGGGUUCGACAAGAUCGGGUUCCACUGGAACUCGGAGCGCAGCGUCAGGGUUCAGAUCGGUGAAGCGCAGCUCAACAUAAGUGUCGACUAG